UUUAAAUCUAAAUAAAUAAAAGACUAUUGCGUCUUUUAUCAACUUUUAGCUUAAAAAUAAAUAAAUAUGUGUGCAUUAACAAACUAAAACCGGCCGGUGUUGAUGAAGAUUUCUGCCUACAUCCCGCACACAGUUUGUUGCAGAAAAAUUGCUUCACAAUGGAGGUGAAGCAGCGAGAAUUGUUAUACCGACUUGUAAUAAGUCAGCUGUUCUAUGAUGGUCACCAACAAUUAGCUGUGAGUCUAGCAAACCUCGUAAAGGCUCACCCAGCCUGCCCACCAUCUGACAGACUGCUGAAGGUGAUCAAACUGGGACUUAAAGUUGAAGAAGAGGAGACUGGUGAGAAGGCAUUCAAGACAGAUUUUGUCACCCCUGGGUCCGGAAUUGAUCUGGAGUUUGAAACUGAUGUUCAGACAAUAUCAGCAGAGGCAGCGCUGUAUGAAACAUGCUAUGUCACAUCACACAAAAGUGCCUGCAGAGUGGCGACUUUCCACCCGACUGGGCAGCUGAUUGCAACAGGAUCGGAGGAUACUUCAAUCAAGAUUCUGGAUGUAGAGCGUAUGUUGGCCAAGAGUGCCACACCCCCAGAGGUGAUUGCUCAGGAGACACCCCAACAGGCCAUGGAAAACCACCCAGUUAUACGUACAUUAUAUGACCAUGCUGGGGAGAUCUCAACACUUGACUUCCACCCCCAUCACCAGAUUCUUGUCUCCGGCAGUAAGGACCACAGUGUUCGCUUCUUUGAGUACUCUAAACCCUCCGUGAAGAAGGCAUACAAGAGCAUACAGGAGGCUGCAGAAGUUAGGACUGUGGCAUUCCACCCAAGCGGAAACUUCUUAUUGGUCGGAACAAGUCAGCCAACAUUGCGGAUGUAUGAUGUGAAGACAUUUUCCUGCUAUGUUGGAAGGAAUCCAAAUGAUCAACACACAGCGGCAGUCACUUGUGCCAAGUACAGUCCCAAUGCCAACCUAUACACAUCAUGUUCCAAGGACGGCAAUAUCAAAGUAUGGGACUCUGUAUCGGGGUUGUGUAUCAACACCUUUAAAAACGCCCAUGAUGGAGAGGAAGUCUGCUCUGUACAGUUUACAAGGAACUCCAAGUACAUUUUGUCAAGUGGGAAAGAUAGCAUGGUGAAACUGUGGGAGCUCUCAACUAAUCGCUGCCUCAUCAUCUACACAGGAGCUGGAACCAUGGGGAAACAGGAGCACAGGACUAAGUGCUGCUUUAACCACACAGAAGACUAUGUGUUGUUUCCGGAUGAAAAAACAACAAGCCUGUGUUGCUGGGAUUCCAGAAAUGCAGAGAGACAGCGCCUCCUUUCACUUGGUCACAAUGGUAUUGUCCGUUGCAUCAACCACUCCCCGACAGGUCCUGCCUUUGUGACCACCAGUGAUGACAACAGGGCUAGAUUCUGGUACAGGAAAGCAGACUCCGAUUAACACAGUGUCUGUCUCUGUCAUACAUCGUGUAUAUACUUGUAUAACAUUCAUACCACAUUUUUGGUUUUGACUUGUUAUUGAAUACAAUAUAUUUGUUUUCAUAUUUUGUAUAUAUUUUUGGCAGCAUUGAUGUUUCAAGAUGCAUGCAUGUUUUAAAAUUUAACAGAAUAAAAUACAUUGUAUACAGGUUUUUUAUGCUUUUCAGUGAAACAUUGUUAUUUUACUGCUGUUAUGUUCAGUGCGCUGGGUUGAACAUUUUUUGAGUAAUGUCACGACCUUGUUUCUCAGAUGAUUAUUAACUUACACCUCUUCAAUUGACAUUUGGCCAAAAAAUAGCAUUAAAAAACAGAAUAUUUUACUAUCUACGCAGCGAGAUCGAAAUUCAUUUCAGUCAUCUGCAACCUAUAUUGCUCAAAUCAGUUAAAUCAAAUGUCCUCGACACUAUUUCAUAUGCAUUCAUCUUGCUAAGCUCUUCAGUGUUAUAUGAAAGCUACAUGUACAUGUAUAAAGGCAGAUCUGUUGUGUACAAUUUUUGUCAACGACUACUAGUAGUUUAUAGUUUGAUCAUAUAAAGCAAGAAAUUAUCAUAAAUUGCAUGCUCUUACUGGCAUUCACAUACACAUUUAUAUGUGAACAUUUCUUCAAAAGAAGAUUAAUUAUAUACAUUUAGUUUUUGUACUUUUGUACUUGUAUGAAAAUACUUGUACAUGAAAGCAAUCUCAUAUAUAUCGACCAGUAAUUCAUUUUAAUGAAAUAGAUAUGCUUAUCUAAUUUGUUUCCAUAUAUCAAAGUAUAUAUUGUAUACAAAUUGAAUAACUGGUUUGAGUUCUUUGUAAUAAAAUGUGUUCAUUUUGUGAAAAUAAAGAUGGUCAAUGUA
Mya arenaria is the source of this 2316-nucleotide messenger RNA. Its product is annotated as cleavage stimulation factor subunit 1-like. Gene Ontology annotation, biological process: mRNA 3'-end processing. The record is from RefSeq and is a predicted model, not a curated record. The transcript is spliced from 13 exons. Gene Ontology annotation, cellular component: mRNA cleavage stimulating factor complex. NCBI's taxonomy places the organism in Eukaryota, Metazoa, Mollusca, Bivalvia, Myida, Myidae. Gene Ontology annotation, molecular function: protein binding; RNA binding. Bases 159 to 1439 code for a protein of 426 amino acids.